Messenger RNA from Pseudogymnoascus verrucosus, 1057 nucleotides. RefSeq lists its product as uncharacterized. NCBI's taxonomy places the organism in Eukaryota, Fungi, Ascomycota, Leotiomycetes, Thelebolales, Thelebolaceae. The transcript is spliced from 2 exons. The record is from RefSeq and is a predicted model, not a curated record. Bases 48 to 806 code for a protein of 252 amino acids.
AUCCCAUAAUCAUAAUAAUUACUUCUAAUAUCUCAUAACAUCACAUCAUGCCUCCAAUACUGGGUCUUCGUCAGGCAUCAGCAAACCCAUCAUUCCUCUCCAUCCUCCGGAGCCUUGUUUUCACAUACCCCGUGACGCAGGAGCUUCUCACAUCUUCGACAUUCAAGCUCAUAAAUCCCCGGAACCAUGUCAUUGUCACCGACCAAGUAUCAGUGCGCUUACCAGCAUCAUCUAUCUCGGGCCUGAGCGACGAAGCUGUCUUGGCCUUGUUUACGCGCGGGUUUUUCGGCGGGAAAGUGUUUGCUAUUGAGCGGCUCUACAUGAAGUUGGGCGGGUGGAAGACAAUACCAACCGGAUAUUCCGGCUUCAAGAGUCUCCCGACAGAGAGAAUAGAGUGGAACCAUCACAAUAUCCCCGCUAUGUCCUUUAUGCCUGUAGGAGACAUUUUAUUUGGGGCAUUUCAACUUGUCGACUCGCAUCUCAAAUUGGCCCCCUCUGACCCGCUUCCUAGCUACCUUGAUUUUGGGUUUGGGUCAGACAGGGGCUAUUUUGCGGGAUGCCAUAGAUUCUCACUUCACAGGGGCCUGGAAUCGGAGAAGGAUAGCGAAUUGGGCAGCUUAAAUGUUGCCGGGACUGCUAGCGAUGCGGAUAUGCUAGAAGACGGCGAAGUGGAGGUGAGGCUGGAGCAUUUCAGGUGCAACCCUAGCAAAAAUGUUCCUUCUUGGGCAGAGUGUAUCUCUUGGUUUCAUUGUUGGUAUGCCAAAUUUUUGUUUGCGGACGGAAUCAGCAGCGUGUUGAAACGAUGAGAUCAGAUAUUAUAUUAUUGGAGUUUUUGGAGGAAAGGAAAUAUCUCACGGCGUUUGGAGGGGGUAAGGACAUCUCCCAUGGUGCAUGGAUAGGUUUAAAUGGUAUCUAUUACGGCUUUUGGUCAGGCUGGAGGAAAUCUCCCAUGGCGUUAGCAAGUCAAAUAGAGGAUCAAUCGCCACAAGUAUAGUUAAAACUCUCUGCUAGAAUGUACAAUAUCUUAAUAAGGCCGAUGUGGUCUUCAAAUACCGCA